Mandrillus leucophaeus (drill) is the source of this 1224-nucleotide messenger RNA. Its product is annotated as olfactory receptor 10J3-like. Gene Ontology annotation, molecular function: G protein-coupled receptor activity; olfactory receptor activity. The record is from RefSeq and is a predicted model, not a curated record. Gene Ontology annotation, cellular component: membrane. Gene Ontology annotation, biological process: G protein-coupled receptor signaling pathway. NCBI's taxonomy places the organism in Eukaryota, Metazoa, Chordata, Mammalia, Primates, Cercopithecidae.
AAAAUCUACAAAAAGUAUUUAUAAGAAAUUGGUGCAUGGUUGUGCUUCAGCUCCUCAGUGCAUGAUAUGAAAGAAAAUCAGAUGAGGUUGCAAAAAAUAAAUUCUGUGUUAGACAUCAGAGACCAUUUCUUGACAGGAAAAGUUGUUUGUGAUGUGUGCAGCAUGCUCUUUCAAACCUAGACCUACCUUGAUGCCAAAGCCAAAUUCCACUUUUGUGACUGAGUUCCUCUUUGAAGGUUUCUCCAGCUUCAGGUGGCAGUACAGACUUGUCUUUUUUGUUGUUUUUCUAACUUUGUACCUGCUGACUCUCUCUGGCAAUGUGAUUAUCAUGACCAUUGUUCGCCUGGACCAUCAUCUCCACACUCCCCACCCCAUGUACUUCUUCCUGAGCAUGCUAUCCAUCUUUGAGACCUGCUACACUGUGGCCAUCAUUCCCUAUAUGCUUCCUGGUCUCAUGAAUCCUCACCAGCCCAUUGCCACCCACAGCUGUGCCAUUCAGCUCUUCUUCUAUCUCACCUUUGGCAUCAACAACUGCUUCCUGCUCACAGUCAUGGGAUAUGACCGCUAUGUGGCCAUCUGCAACCCCCUAAGGUGUUCAGUCAUCAUGAGUAAAAGGGCCUGUAUCCAACUGGCCUCUGUGUCACUGGGGAUUGGCCUUUGUCCAAUGGCCACCUGCAUGGCCAUUGUCCAAGUAACAUCUGUGUUUGGCCUGCUGUUCUGUGAUACCUUUGUCAUCUCCCACUUCUUCUGUGAUGUGAGACCCCUGCUGAAGCUGGCCUGCACAGACACCACUGUCAAUGAGAUCAUCAACUUUGUUGUCAGUGUCUGUGUCCUUGUCCUACCUAUGGACCUGGUCUUUGUCUCCUAUGUCCUCAUCAUCUCCACCAUUCUUACGAUUGCCUCAGCUGAAGGUUGGAAGAAGGCCUUUGCCACCUGCGCCUCCCACCUCACAGUGGUUAUCAUCCACUAUGGCUGUGCCUCCAUCAUCUACCUGAAGCCUAAGUCCCAGAGUUCCCUGGGACAGGACAGACUCAUCACAGUGAUCUACACUGUCAUCACUCCCCUACUGAACACUGUUGUGUACAGCCUGAGGAACAAGGAGAUGCUCUGCGCAGAGCCAUGGGGCAAACAAGGAGAUGCUCUGCACAGAGCCAUGGGGCAAAAGCCCCUGUCUCCUUUACGAAGAGAGGUUGUGAAGCCUUUUUCUUUGAGUUUAUAAAUAUG